This is a messenger RNA of Stylonychia lemnae, 1857 nucleotides long. The record is from the annotation of a GenBank genome assembly. NCBI's taxonomy places the organism in Eukaryota, Ciliophora, Spirotrichea, Sporadotrichida, Oxytrichidae.
AUGCAAUCAGCACAUCAAACUCACAGUGAAUACUUAUUUUCAGACACUUUAGAAGGAGAUCAUCGAGCCUCAUUGGCAAAUAAUUAUCAUGCCACUCAAAGUUAACAAGAUGAGCAUUCAAAUAGUGCAGAGACAUUCAAUUAAAUCAAUAGGGAACACAGUGUCUUCACAGGUGCUCAAUUGCCCGCUGAUAUUUAGACUCCAUGUGAUAGCAUUGAUGAAGAUGACGAAGAUUAGGAUAUUGAACUCUACAACUCUAUCUUUAAUUCUCAUUUGCUCUUCAAGUAGUCUUUUGAGCUUGAAAUGCAUUAAUAUAAACUAGCUUUGCAUAACUCUAUAGCAGAUAUUCUCACCAGACUACCUAAAGAAAUACGACAAAUGUCCGCUGAAAAUUUUCUUAUCCAGAGUAGUGAGAACAAUGACUUUGACAACUAGUUUAACUUAUCAUUUAGGGUGGUUGACAAUUCUUCACUUGACUUACUUAAGAGCGUUUCACAGCUGUUUCAAGCUAAGAAUAUCAUUCAAAUACAAUAAUAGAAUCAGUAUCCAUGUGAUCACAAUGAAAACAAAAUCAUUUAGUAAACUAAGUCUUAAACACCUUUUGAGCCUCAUAAUAAUAAUUAAAAUCAAUAAGUCACAAAUGAGACUCUAUAAUAUGAUGCCUCACCAGAUCAAGAUCCAAUAGGAGAUGAAAACUCACAAAAUACUGUUUGUCAGUUUCAAACAGUUAGUCAGAUAACAAUUAACCAGAAAUAACCUGAUUUUCUUAUGAAUAAUGAUGAAGAAGAAGAGCAGGAGCAGGAGCAGUUUAUACAUUAAAAUGAGAAUAGCUAAUAAAGAUAAAUGAGAGAUCAAGAAAUACAAUGCAGAUUUAGCAUGAGAAUAAGUACUUCAUCUAUCAAUAGAAAUCGUGAUUCUAUGAAGAGGGAAAGCAGAUUCAAAGAAUAAAAUAUAUAAAUGGAAUAAGUCUAGGGAAUCCAAGUUCUUUCAACUUAAAAUAGUAAAAAAUCAAUAAGUCAUUAAGCCUUAUAAAUUAUAGGAGCUUAAAAACCUGAGAACAAAGAAAUGAAGGAUGAUUCUUAAUAAAAUGAGACUUUAUUUAAUUAAUAAGCUGAGAUUUCAAGGAAAAAUAGCAUUAGUAUCACAAAGGAAAAAGAUUCUAAGAGAUCAAUAUCAAUUCAACCUUCAAGCAAAUCAAAACAAAAGUAACAAUUAAUUGAGGACUUACAGGAAGCAGGAAUUUAUGAUAAUGAUAACUCCAUUAAUUAAAUUAUUGAUCCAGACAGUAAAAAGGCUCAGAGAGAGUUAGAUUAAUCAGUUAACUAAGAAAAUUUGAAGCCAAAGAAAAAGUCAAAUAGAAAAAAAGUGGCAAGAAGAGCAUAAACCAAGAAGCCAGCUCUAAAGAAAAAAGAUGUAGAGUUUUAGUCAGUAAAGAAAGUAAAUACCAGAGCUAAAAACAGAAAUUAGCAGAAUAAUUAAGAUUACUUAAAUGACUCUCAUGUACUUACUAGAUCUUAGUAUCGUGAAUCACUAAGUUCUUCAAGAUAAAACUCAGCAAUUAAAGUUACUAAGAUAGGAAUGAGAGAUAUAGAUAUGAUUGAUGAAUCAUAAAAAGAGGUAAAAAGUAGUGGAUAGAAAAAAAUUAUUCAAGUACUUCAUCAAGACGAGAAUUCUAAUUCUCUUAAUGAAAGUAAAGACUAUAUGAAUGAACCCUCGGGUGAAUAGAUUUUGAAGGAAAAAAGAAGGCUUGCUGCUUUCAAAGCAGCUGAAACUAGAAAGAAAAAGCAAGCAUAGCAAGAACAGCAGAAGCAGCCAACUUAGCAAAACAAAAGUCAGACUAGAAAAAGAAAAAGAUGA